Molecule: messenger RNA, 2858 nt
Organism: Terrapene triunguis (Three-toed box turtle)
Lineage: Eukaryota; Metazoa; Chordata; Testudines; Emydidae
Gene: PASD1
Product: PAS domain containing repressor 1
Exons: 19
Coding region: 21-2531 (836 amino acids)
Biological process (GO): regulation of transcription by RNA polymerase II; circadian regulation of gene expression
Cellular component (GO): CLOCK-BMAL transcription complex
Molecular function (GO): protein dimerization activity; DNA-binding transcription factor activity, RNA polymerase II-specific; RNA polymerase II cis-regulatory region sequence-specific DNA binding
Source: RefSeq, a predicted model, not a curated record
UGUGUUGUGUAAACGAGCUGAUGGAUGAAGAUGAGAAGGACAGGGCAAAGAGGGCAUCACGCAACAAAUCUGAAAAGAAAAGGCGAGACCAGUUCAAUGUCCUCAUCAAAGAGCUCUGCACGAUGCUGCAGGGUCAUGGCCACCCUCUCAAGAUGGACAAGUCCACAAUAUUGCAGAGGACCAUUGACUUCUUACAGAAACAGAAAGAAAUCACAGCACAGACCGAGGCCGGUGAGAUUAGACAAGACUGGAAGCCUUCGUUUCUUAGCAAUGAGGAGUUCACCCAGUUGAUGUUAGAGGCAUUAGAUGGAUUUCUCAUUGCACUUACCACUGACGGGAUUAUUAUUUAUGUAUCUGAUAGUGUCUCCUCUCUUCUUGGACAUUUACCGUCAGAUUUGGUGGACCAAAAUAUAUUAAACUUUCUGCCUGAGCGGGAACAGAGUGACGUAUACAAGCUCCUUUCUCCACGUGUGCUCAUGACAGAUCCUGUUGCAGCUGAUUUUCUGAACACUGAAAAGCAAAUAGAGUUUUGCUGCCAUUUAGCAAGAGGAAGCUUAGAUCCAAAUGAGCCCCUAACAUAUGAAUAUGUGAAAUUUGUAGUGGAUUUUAAAUAUUUUACUCAUGUGCCUACACCCUCCUGCAAUGGCUUUGAAUCAGCUAUUGCAAGAGCAUUCAGGUCAGCCACAGAAGAGCAGAUUUGCCUUGUCGCAACUGUUCGUCUUGUUACGCCGCAGUUUUUAAAGGUGAGAGCUCUCGGGUCAUCUACCAAAUGGUCAUCACGUCAGGUUUUGUAUUUACGUCUUUCUCUUUGCUUUUAUUCUAGGGCCCCGCCUAUUAUAGGUUAUUUACCCUUUGAGGUUCUGGGAACGUCAGGUUAUGAUUAUUACCACGCUGAUGACCUGGAGCUUCUCGCUAGGUGCCAUGAACACUUGAUGCAAUUUGGAAAAGGAAAGUCCUGUUACUACAGAUUCUUGACCAAAGGCCAGCAAUGGAUAUGGUUGCAAACGCACUAUUACAUCACGUACCACCAGUGGAACUCCAAACCUGAGUUCAUUGUUUGCACACACCUUGUAGUUAGUUAUGCAGAGGUUCGAGCUGAAAGAAGGAGAGAUCUUGGCCUUGAGGAGUCAUCAGUCGAACUGGCCUCUUCUUCUUUGAAGAGUCACAAUAGUUACCUAGACAUCAGGCAAUGUGGAAACAACCAAGAAACCAGCAGGGACAGAGUGUCUGUAUCCUCGCCUAGCUCCCGGCGAUCUUCACACACCGCACUCUCCGACACAGCAUCCACAUCAUCCAUGCGGCACACAGAGGCCAGCACUCCCACCAGGCAAUCAGUGCCGAUGGGUCAGCAGGAGAAGGCGUCUCUGAGGCUGGCCUCGAGCGGGAGCGCACAGGCAAUAGUAACUCCUCAGGCAUCCGCUGAACAUCUCACUCAGCACCAUGUGGCCCAGCCAACAAUUCCCUCGCAGCAAGCUGUGAUGCCAGUGUACCACUUCCCAGCCCAGUUAGGGAUGAUGCAUCAACUAAAAGAACAGCUGGAGGAGAGGACGCGCAUACUGCAAGCUGACAUCAAGACACAGCAAGAAGAGCUCCAUGUUAUCAAAGAGCAGCUCCAACUAGUGCAAGAUUCCAAUCUGCAGAUGCUGAUGCAACAACCUAUGCCCUUAGUCUUUAACAACGUACAACAACAGAGCCCAAGAAGGCCUUCCCAACCACAGCAGCCAGGGGCAACCAGGCAGACCACAGCCAAGAAGUCUCAGCAGCAAGGCCUUAUGGGAUCCAAACACUAUAGUGCCCCACACUUACCAUCACCACAUCAAUUCCUCAGGGAACCUUGUGUCACUUCCUCACAGGUACAGCAGCAGCAGCAGCACUUAAUGAGAGGCAGCCAGGCACCGCAAACCUGUCUGCCAGCGCAGACAAGCAUUUCGAUGCCCCUCUACAACAGCCCCAUGGUGUUUUCCCAAACUCAUCCCAUCACUGUCUCUGCUCAGAUGCCGACGGAAAUGAGUGAAAGGCAACAGCCGUCUGACUACAGCCAAGAUAGGAGUCUAAGAAUGUUGUUAGAUCAGCCGGUCCAAGCCUUGAUGCCCUGUGCUAAUGGCAGUAAUCAGUCAUCACAAAGCAGUGCUGGCAGACAGCAAGCAAAAUUUGUUCCAGAACAGCAGAUGCUGCCUCCCCCAUUACAGAUGCAGCCAAUUACGUGUAGCACAGUCAGGGCUCCUGACCCUUCUCCUGUAUUUACCCCUUCGGUCAUGAUUCCACAGGCCAACUUCACUUCCCACCAGACGCAACCUCCAGUUCAUCUCCAUCAAUGGCCACCCCAACAACAGGUUCAGCAGCAGCAUCUCUACCUGCAGAUGCAAGCCCCAGAGCCGGUCCAGGGGAGUCAAAAUCAGCGUAUUUUCCAGCCAUCUCAUAUACCGCAGCAGAAUACCAUGGGCUACUUCCUCCAUCCACAGCAACAAAGCCACCAUCCGCAGGGUCAGUCCUGCAACCUACAGGACCUGCCUGAAAUGCAGCUGCCCUGAAAGCCAGGGCAUGAGGAGACGGUGACGAGUCGCAGCUGCUGUGCGGAGCAGGCGUCAGGGGAAGGACGGCGAAAUUCGAGGCGAGGAGGCCCUCCUCAUGUGCCAGAGGGGUGAGGGUUAGCCCAGAGGGAAACAUGGCAGCGUGGAGGAAGGGCCCAGCAGGAGAGCAGGAUCGCCAGAUGGGUACCGUGUCGAUUACCAUUUUUAUGUAUUCAGUCCUUGAUGUUGCACAGCGACAGGAUCAAAGCAAAGUCUGGAUUCAUUAAGCACCAGGACCGUGCGACUAAACACAGUUUAACUGUGAUCCGCUAGAACUCCCGUUCACGU